AUGGUGAUGGCGGCAAUCUCGCUUGUUCUGUUCCUGGCCAGCUUCACAGCGCAGCGUCGGCGCCACGGCCUGCCGGCCAAUGCGCCCGUCGGUGCAUCACAGAAGCAUCCGGAGGCGCCCGAGAAGACUGCGUCGAUUAUGCAGCUGAUGUUUUUCUCGUGGAUGGACCCGAUGAUCUGGCUUGGGUACAACCGGCCCCUGGAGCCCAAUGAUGUGUAUGACCUGAUGCCCGAGGACCGGUCGAUGCGCGUGUGUGCCGAAUGGUACAGGGAUUCGCGCGACUACGCCCGCAAGCACGGGUCUGAUGACCGCUCAUUGACGGUGCGCUUGCUGUGGUUCUUCCGGUACCGCCUGCUGACCCAGAGUCUGUGGACGCUGGUCUGCACUGUGUUCCUCUUCACUGGUCCUUUCCUGCUCAAGCGUAUUCUGCGGUACAUCGAGGACCCGUCUAUCUACACGCGUGAGCAGGCGUACUGGUGUGUCAGCGGAUUGAUGGCUGGUGGCACUGUUGCAACUGUGUGCCAGAGCCAGGCGCUGUGGAUUGGCCGCAAAAUCGGAAUUCAGAUGAAGUCGAUCAUCAUCGGCGAGGUCUACGCCAAGAGCCUGCGCCGUCGUGACGCAGCUACAUCGGCAGAGAAGGCAGGCAGCGAGCAAGAAUCGGGUGCUACUGACAAGAAGGGACCGAGCCAGGACGACGGUAGCGAUGAUGAGGACGAUGCGUCGUCGCUGGGAAAGAUCACCAACCUGAUGGCGGUAGAUGCACACAAGAUCUCCGAGGUCGCAUCGUACAUGCACUUCCUGUACCAGCUGCCCGCACAGAUCAUUAUCACGGUGGUGAUGCUGUACCAGCUGCUGGGGAUGGCAUCGAUUGCAGGCUUGGGCGCGAUUUUGCUCCUGGCACCGAUCCAGUACAGACUUGUGUCUGUGUGGGGCGUGAUCCAGAACCAGCUCAUGAAGGUCAGCGACCGUCGUAUGAGCCUGAUGAACGAGAUCCUGCAGGGUGUGCGCAUCAUCAAGUUCUUUGCCUGGGAGCGCCAGUUCGAGUCAGAGAUCGCCAGUGUGCGUGCCAACGAGCUGCGCGUCCUGCGUUCGCGCUACCUGCAGCUGACAUACUCGAUUCUGGUGUUCUUUAUGGCGCCCGUGUUUGUCACUCUGGCCACAUUCGGUGUCUACACUAAGGUCAUGGGCUACCAGCUGACGGCAUCGACGGCAUUCACUGCGCUGGCGCUGUUCAAGACGCUGCGGGGGCCAAUCGACCAGCUGCCCGACUUCUUCUCGUUCUGCCUGCAGGCCAAAGUGUCACUGGACCGCGUUGCCAAGUUUAUGUCCGAAGAGGAAACUCCCAAAUAUCUGCUUCAGACCGAAUCCCGCAAGCACCAUGACGACCAGAUUCUGACGGCCGUGCAUUCGACCGCCGACACGUCUUCCGAAUCCGACUCGGCUGGAUUUGAACUGCGCGAUAUCACUGUCAACUUCCCAGUAGGCAAGCUCAGCAUUAUUGCCGGGCCGACUGGCUGCGGAAAGACAUCGCUUCUGAUGGCGCUGCUUGGCGAGAUGCGUCUUACUGGCGGCAAGCUCCUGGUUCCUGGCUCCGUCUACCGCCCAGUGCUUGCGCCCAGCGACGAUCCGUUUGCAAUCCAGGAGUCGGUCGCAUAUGUCGCCCAACAAGCGUGGCUUCUGAACGAUACCAUCCGCGGCAACAUCACAUUUGGUCUGCCGUUCGAUGAGGCCCGCUACAACCAUGUGGUGCGCAUGUGUGCGCUGGCCCGCGACUUUGAGAUUUUUGACGCAGGCGACAUGACCGAGGUUGGCGAGCGCGGUGUUGCGCUGUCUGGCGGACAGAAGCAGCGUAUCAGCCUGGCGCGUGCUGUGUACUCGCCAGCGCGGCAUGUUGUCAUGGACGACUGUCUCUCCGCAGUCGAUGCCCAUACGGCCAAGCACAUCUACGAGCAGUGCCUGAUGGCGCCGGCCAUGAUGGACCGCACCCGUAUUCUGGUAACCCAUGCCGUUGGUCUGACAAUCAAGGGCGCAUCGAUGGUUGUUGUCAUGCAGGAUGGUCGUGUGGCGGCUGCAGGUUCACCGGUCGAGGUCCUGCGCAGUGGCAAGCUGAGCGAGGAGACACUGCGUGAAGCUGAUGAGGAGCAGCAGAACGCAGCAUCGAAGCGCGAGAAUGCAGCGGGCAAGGAGCCCGAGGGCGGUAACGACAAGCGGUUUGACGGAGAUGAGGGUACUAGCAAGGGGAGCAAGUCCAAGGACAGCGAUGGAGACAAGGACAAGGACAAGGGCAAGCUGACUACCGAGGAGGGCUGGUCCCAGGGCCAUGUCCAGUGGCGAGUCUACACCCAGUACCUGAAGGCCAGUGGCGGGUAUGUGUUCUGGAUCAUCCUGACUCUAGGAUUCAUCAUAACGCAGCUGACACAGGUCGCCCAGGACUACUGGCUGCGCGAGUGGGCUGCUGCAUACAGUGCCCCUGCGGCUAAUACCGACACGCUGGCUGAGAAUGUCGUAGCAUCCAGCGGACCGACGGCCUUCUUGCUGGCGCCUGUGCAGAACAUGGUAGCCAACUAUGCGCCUAAUGUCGACCUGGGCUACUACAUUGGUGUGUAUGUGCUGAUUGCCGUAUCCAGCAUCUUCUGCAUUCUGCUCCGCUCGCUGCUGCAGUUCUGGGGCUCGCUCAAGGCGUCGAAGGAGCUGCACGAGGACCUGCUGCACACCGUGCUGCGUGCGCCGGUGCGGUUCUUUGACGUUACUCCUGUGGGCCGACUGAUCAACCGAUUCUCAAAGGACAUGGAGACCAUCGACCAGUCACUGAUCUCGUCGCUGGCCAUUUUCAUCACCGAGCUUGUAUCUUCGCUGGCUAUUCUGGUUGUCAUUGCUGUCAUCACGCCAGCGUUCAUCGGUGGGGCGUUUGUGAUUUCGGUGAUCUACUGGAUCAUCGGCGUUCUGUACCUGUCGGCAUCGCGUGAGAUUAAGCGGUUCGAGAGCGUGACAAAGUCGCCGAUCUACACGCAGUUUGGCGAGACUCUGAAUGGCGUAUCGACAAUCCGUGCCUACGGCCAGGAGAAGCGGUUCAUGCGGUCCAACUAUACAAAGAUCGACGACAACAUCCGGCCCUUUAUCUACAUGUGGGGUGCCAACCGCUGGCUCAGCAUCCGCGUUGAUCUGGCCGGUGCCCUGGUGUCGUUCCUGGCUGGACUGUUUGCGCUGCUGGCAACUGGCCGUAUGGACGCCGGGCUGGCUGGCCUGUCGCUGUCGUAUGCGCUCAACUUCACCGAGCACAUCCUGUGGGUGGUGCGGUUCUACUCGUACAAUGAGAUGAACCUGAACUCUGUCGAGCGCGUCAUUGAGUACCUUGAUGUCGAGCCCGAGGCGCCGGUUACCAUCCCGGAUCGCGUGCCUGAGCCGCAGUGGCCGACAGCAGGCGAGAUCAGCGUUGAGAACUUGGUGCUCAAGUACGCCGAGAACCUGCCGCCAGUGAUCCGCGGGAUCUCGUUCCACGUCAAUCCGCGCGAGAAGGUUGGAAUUGUGGGCCGCACCGGCGCUGGCAAGUCGACGCUGACGCUGGCUAUGUUCCGGUUCAUGGAGGCUAGUGCUGGACGGAUCGUGGUUGAUGGCAUCGACAUCUCGCAGAUCGGCGUAGGCGAUUUGCGCUCCAGACUGACGAUCAUCCCGCAGGACCCGGUUCUGUUCACAGGCACGAUCCGCACUAACCUGGACCCAUUCAAUGAGCAUGGCGAUGAUGAGCUGUGGCUUGCCUUGCGCCGGGCUCAUCUUUUGGGUGACAGCGACGACAGCCACGCCCACGCCGAGAUCGCAAACACCGCUGCUGUUGCUGGCGGAGGUGUUGGAUCGAGCCGUGCUAGCACCGUCGACGACGGCGAUGAGGGGGUGGUGACGCUGGGCCGAACCAUCACUAAUCUGGACAUGGCAGUGAUGGAGAACGGGUCCAACUUCUCGCAGGGACAACGCCAGCUGAUUGCGCUGGCCCGUGCCCUGGUCAAGCGCACGCGGGUCAUCAUUCUAGAUGAGGCGACCGCGUCAGUUGAUUUCGACACUGACGCCAAGAUCCAGAACACGAUCCGUAACGAGUUCACCGAGUCAACACUGCUGUGCAUUGCCCACCGACUGAGAACCAUCGUCGAUUACGACAAGGUGCUGGUGCUGGACCAGGGGCAGGUGGUCGAGUAUGACACCCCGUAUAGCCUGCUGAAGAAGGAGGACGGCCUGUUCCGCCACAUGUGUCUCAAGUCGGGCGAGUACGACUACCUGUUUGCAGCUGCCGAGCGCAAGCACCAGUCGGAGCACUAG
Linderina pennispora is the source of this 4308-nucleotide messenger RNA. RefSeq lists its product as uncharacterized. The record is from RefSeq and is a predicted model, not a curated record. Gene Ontology annotation, biological process: transmembrane transport. The coding region runs from base 1 to 4308 and encodes 1435 amino acids. Gene Ontology annotation, cellular component: fungal-type vacuole membrane; fungal-type vacuole. NCBI's taxonomy places the organism in Eukaryota, Fungi, Kickxellomycota, Kickxellomycetes, Kickxellales, Kickxellaceae. The transcript is spliced from 2 exons. Gene Ontology annotation, molecular function: ABC-type peptide transporter activity; ATP hydrolysis activity; ATP binding.